Molecule: messenger RNA, 435 nt
Organism: Macrosiphum euphorbiae (potato aphid)
Lineage: Eukaryota; Metazoa; Arthropoda; Insecta; Hemiptera; Aphididae
Source: the annotation of a GenBank genome assembly
AUGGCUGCAGUAACACACCACUCGCCAACACGCCCUCACACCCGUACACCCGAACACCCACACACCCAAACACCCGCGAGCACAGCCUCGCAUGAUAUCGCGUACGACAAUAUUGGACCGGAAAUUAGUAUUGUUCUUUCGUCUGAGGCAAUAUUGGCUUUUCCAGAGGCGAUCAUGUGGAAAUCUCGUUUUUGCAGGAUUGCUUUUCCGCUUGUGUCGUUCCGCGGUCGGCAGACGCCAUGGCGGAUGUCGGGAGGAUAUAUCGGAAUCCGGAUGGCGACAAUAACAGUGUUGGAGGGCAAGGGUGGGGUGGGUUGGGGCUUAAAUACCCCAGCUGAUGUUCGACAAGCAAAAGCGCGUACUCUGCUGAACCACCUCGAUUCCAUUACGAGUUCCAGCGGCGGGGGUGGUUAUCCGAGAGGAAAAAAACAGUAA